AGGAGUCAGCAGGAGAUUCACAUUUGAUUUAACACAAGCGACCAUAUUUUUGUGCUUGGCACCCAACUCUUUUGCAAACCAUUUGAGAUAGCUACAGAGUACUGUCAAACUCUUGUUGUUAAUUUUUUAUAUAUUUUUUUUAAACUUUUUUAGGUAUAUUAGAUUAAAGCCUUGAAAUCCUGACAUCACGCAGGUGCCUACAUUCGCUGUGUCAGAGGGAGCUGUUUUACCAAUGAAUAUACCAAACUCACAGAUGCAGGUGCCGCAGAUGCAACCAGCUGGACAGGUGCCAGGGGUGCAGCAGCCAGCUGUGCAGAUGCAGCCAGCUGUGCAGAUGCAGCCGCCUGCUCAGAUGCAGCCAGCUGCGCAGAUGCAGCCGCCUGUGCAGAUGCAGCCGCCUGUGCAGAUGCAGCCGCCUGUGCAGAUGCAGCCGCCUGUGCAGAUGCAGCCGCCUGUGCAGAUGCAGCCGCCUGUGCAGAUGCAGCCAGCCGUGCAGAUGCAGCAGCCUGUGCAGAUGUUACGAGCCGUGCAGAUGCAGCAGCCUCUGCAGAUGCAACCAACUAUGCAGAUGCAACCAACCAUGCAGAUGCAACCAGCAAUUCCGAUGGCUGCCCCUGUGGCUCCUGUGGUUACUCAGCCACAGCAGCAGCCGCAGAAUAACGUAGUUGUUAAUGUGCAAAAUACCAAUACGAAUACCAAUGAAAUGGGAUUGGCUAUGCCAUAUGGACCGAUUACAUGGCGUACAGGGUUUUGCCAGUGUCUUGAAGAUCUUCCAAUGUGUUUAUUUGGAGGCUUUUGUCCAUUUUUAUUUCCGUGCUAUUUGUCAGCCCUCUAUGGAGAGACAUGUUGCCUUGGCCUAUUACCAGGUUCGAUGUUUGCUAUGCGUACCGGGUUACGAGAGAGGUACAAGAUUCCGGGUAACCUUAUGAACGAUUACUGCUCAAUAUGCUGCUGCCUGCCAUGUGCCAUGUGUCAAAUGGGACGAGAAAUAAAAGGCAGAGAGUGGCAACACACGAGAUUUCCCAUGCCACGUCUACACUUCAAUUACAACAGAUACCGGUGACCAGAGUCCAACUUCCUUUAUGUGUUAUUAUCUAUUUAUAUAUUAACUUAAUAAACUCCUUU
This is a messenger RNA of Pelobates fuscus (common spadefoot toad), 1125 nucleotides long. RefSeq names its product protein transport protein SEC31-like. The coding region runs from base 233 to 1063 and encodes 276 amino acids. Lineage: Eukaryota; Metazoa; Chordata; Amphibia; Anura; Pelobatidae. The transcript has 5 exons. The record is from RefSeq and is a predicted model, not a curated record.